Molecule: messenger RNA, 936 nt
Organism: Cryptomeria japonica (Japanese cedar)
Lineage: Eukaryota; Viridiplantae; Streptophyta; Pinopsida; Cupressales; Cupressaceae
Product: patatin-like protein 2
Exons: 8
Coding region: 1-936 (311 amino acids)
Molecular function (GO): monoacylglycerol lipase activity; glycerophospholipase activity
Source: RefSeq, a predicted model, not a curated record
AUGUCGAAUCAGGAGCUUCUUCCAAUCGAUGUCUCGGGGGACGUGGGUGCUAGAAUCCUGAGUGUCGAUGGAGGAGGAGUACGAGGUCUUAUUCCUGUGCAAUUACUCAAAUUCUUAGAGCACCAGUUGCAGAAAUUGGAUGGGGAAGAUGCCAGACUAGCAGAUUAUUUCAAUAUAAUGGCAGGUACCAGCACUGGAGCUCCUACCUAUUUUCCAUCUCACCAGUUUACAACAAAUUCCAGUGACGGAAAGACCCAAGUUUUUAACUUAGUAGAUGGAGGAGUAGCGGCUAAUAAUCCUACCUUGAUAGCAAUGAACUUAGUCACUCGAGCAGUUCAUCAGGAUACAAGAAUAGUCGACAAAAAGGAGCACCUUGACCACUUUGUUGUACUUUCUCUUGGAACGGGAUUAGAAGAGGGUAUUGAAUGGGACGCAAAAAAGGCUGCCACAUGGGGAAGCUUGAAGUGGAUUACUCACGAUGGAAGAACGCCUCUCAUAGAAUCUAUCAUGAAUGCAAGUUCAGACAUGGUCAACAUUCAUACAGCUUUGAUGCUCCAUCAUGUCAAAGAAAACUAUCUUAGAAUCCAGGAAUGGCAACUAAAAGUAAGCGAAGCAAAGAUGGACCUCAGUACGGAUGAGAACCUGAGGAAUCUUGUGAAGAAAGGCCAGGAACUAUUGGAUAAGCCUGUUAGAAGUUUAAAUUUGGAGACUGGGCGUCCUGAGACAGUGAAGAACGACUACACAAACAGGAUGGCAUUGACUAAAAUGGCUGAACGACUCUCCAAGGAGAAGAAGUUGAGGGAUAAACGGAGCGCAUCUUCUGCACAGCUGAUUUAUGUAGUGGUAAAUACAGCAAUUCAAGAUUUAGCUGUUUGUGGACAACAAGGCAAUGUAAGUUUUAUAUUCAUUCCAAAAGUGCUUGGAGUGGAUGCAUAA